Molecule: messenger RNA, 2712 nt
Organism: Solea senegalensis (Senegalese sole)
Lineage: Eukaryota; Metazoa; Chordata; Actinopteri; Pleuronectiformes; Soleidae
Gene: syn1
Product: synapsin I
Exons: 15
Coding region: 611-2602 (663 amino acids)
Biological process (GO): neurotransmitter secretion
Cellular component (GO): synaptic vesicle; synaptic vesicle membrane
Molecular function (GO): ATP binding
Source: RefSeq, a predicted model, not a curated record
AAAGCCAGACAGAAAGCAAGUGUGCCACUGCGGAUCCACUGGACCCAGCAGGGCGCAUCAGCAGCAGUAGCAGCAUCAUCCUAACCCUGCAGAGUCAACAGCAGGCUGAGAUCUGACGCCCCUGUCGCCCUGCUCUCAUCAGCACCACCCAGUAACAUCCACGCUCACAGCUGCGUCAAGUCUUCGUGCGCACACCGGCUGCUUUGACGCCGUGUUGCGGGCCAGCUUCCCUCAGGAUGACUGGGAGUGACGCAGGGCGGACGCAAAACAGCAGGAGCUGGAGGGGGGAAGAGCGGGUCUGUGAGGCAGGAAGGAGCGGAGCUUUAGUUCCACAGAUGUCUGCGCUGCACACCGGACAUGACAAUCACACACAUGCGGGCAUCUUCACCGUGAGACGCGACAACGAUCAUUAGAAUCGUUCCAAUAAGAAGGGAAAUAUCAUCUGCACAUCCUCGGGGCGGAUCAGGGUGGACGCACUCCAGGUGACAUUGGUGUCGCUGUGUGUUCGUGGAGAGAGUGAAACGUGUUUUUUUCUCCACCCCUCCUCGCUGAACACCAAGUUGUGAGCCGCAUUCAGUGGGAGGAUAUUUGAAGGCCCCAAGUCUCCACCAUGAACUACCUUCGCCGUCGACUCUCGGACAGCAAUUUCAUGUCCAACCUGCCCAAUGGCUACAUGGGCGAUCUUCAGCGGCCCGACCCCGCGCAGCAAAGCCCCGCAGUGUCUCCAGGGCCGACAGAGAGGCGCCAGUCCACCAGUCAGCAGCAGCAGCAGCAGCCGCCGCCGCCGCAGCAGCAGCAGCAGUCUGCAGGUGCAGGCUCCGGCUUCUUCUCAUCCAUAUCCAAUGCUGUCAAACAGACCACAGCCGCUGCGGCUGCGACCUUAUCCGAGGCUGCGGACCGGGCAGGAGUCUCCAGCAGUGCCAAGAUCCUCCUGGUCAUCGAUGACCAGCAGACCGACUGGGUGAAGGUCUUCCGAGGAAGAAAGGUCCACGGUGAAUUUGACAUCAAGGUGGAACAGGCUGAAUUCUCUGAAAUCAACCUGGUGGCAAACGCCACUGGCUCCUACAACGUGGACAUGGACGCGAUCAGGAAUGGACACAAGGUCACGAAGUCCUUUAAGCCGGACUUUGUGCUGAUCAGACAACACGCCUUCAGCAUGGACAAGAACGGGGACCACCGGAACAUCGUGAUCGGGCUGCAGUACGCCGGACUGCCGAGCGUCAACUCUCUGCACUCCGUCUACAACUUCUGUGACAAACCGUGGGUGUUUGCUCAGAUGUCUCGAGUGUGUAAGCAGGUGGGCCCAGAGGAGUUCCCUCUGAUUGAGCAGGUUUACUAUCCAAACCACAAGGAAAUGAUCACCUCCCCUCGCUUCCCCGUUGUGAUAAAGAUGGGCCACGCUCACUCGGGAAUGGGAAAGGUGAAAGUGGACAAUCAGUACGACUUUCAGGAUAUCGCCAGCGUCGUGGCACUGACCAAGACUUACGCCACGUCGGAGCCGUUCAUCGACGCAAAAUACGACGUGCGCAUCCAGAAAAUCGGCAACAACUACAAGGCUUACAUGAGAACAUCCAUCUCUGGCAACUGGAAAACCAACACUGGCUCAUCCAUGCUGGAGCAGGUGGCCAUGUCAGACAAGUACAGAAUGUGGGUGGACUCCUGUGCGGACAUCUUUGGAGGCUUGGACAUCUGUGCCGUGGAGGCUCUGCACGGUAAAGACGGCAUGGAUUACAUCAUCGAGGUCGACGACUGCUCCAUGCCACUGAUUGGAGACCAGCAGGACGAGGACCGGGUUCAGAUCGCUGAGCUGGUCGUCAGUAAGAUGAACCAGACCGUUCAACGCACUCCCAGCUCUUCCACAGUCCGUGCCAUGGCGGGACAGCCGGCACAGAAAGCAGUGUCUCCUCAGCCUGUUUCUCAGCCCAGAGUCCCACAGGCUCAGCCACGGCCUUCACCUCAGGGUGGUCCUCAGCAAAGCCCUCCAUCUCAGCAGCGCCCGUCUCCUCAGGGCCAGCCCCCUGUACAGGCCCAGCAGUCGGCUGCCAACCCUCCCGCAGGUGAACCCAGUGCCCAGGCGAAGGGUAACCAAGGACCUGCGGCCCAACCACGGCCACAAGGUGCGGGAGCUUCUCCGGGUCAGAGACCUUCUUCUGGACAGGGCUCGCCUCAGCGGAGUCACGGAGGCUCCCCCCAAGCUCAACGGCAACAGUCCGUCGGCCAGAAACCUCCCGGCGGCCCACAGCAGAGGCCCGCCCAGCCCCCGAGGCAGCAGUCACAGGGGGGGGCGCAGCAACAGAGGGCGCCCGGGCAGCAGGGUCGUCCUGGAGGGGCCACCACCCAGCAGCCACGACCUGCUGCUCAGAGCCAGGGGCCGCCGGGAGGACGACCCCCACUGCAGCAGAAGCCUCAGCCGCCACAGAAGCCCAGUCAGGACAGCCCGGCUAUGGGCGGCUCUCCACAACUAAACAAGUCCCAGUCUCUUACCAAUACCUUCAACAUUCCAGAAACCCCAGCGCCACGAGCCAGCCUUAGCCAGGACGAGGUGAAGGCCGAAACCAUACGCAACCUACGUAAAUCUUUUGCCAGUCUCUUCUCAGACUGAGACGGCGUAAUAUGGUCCCUCCCUCUCCCUCUCCCCCGCCCCCACCUUCCUCCUCCUCCUCAAACUGACAGAAAGCUGGACAGGCAAACUGAAGGACAGACACCUUCUAC